GCAGAUUUCUUUCUUGUACUGCUCGUGCCCGUACAAGUUUGUAUUCGUGCACGCACAAGCUGACCGUUACUACUACUUUCCCAGCUCGUUCACGCGGCACAAAGUUGUAAUCUCUCAUCAUAGGUAAACCAUGAGCUCAGAAAACGCACCUGACCUCAUCGAGGUCUUGGCGUACAGGAGGGAGCCCCCGCCGUCGAGAGUGUAUGAGGUGCUCGACAGCGAUGACAGCGAGAGCUCUUCAGACGAGUCGAGCGACGACUGCAUUGUUGAACUUCACAGGACCGCACCACGUCCACUGACAGAAAAUGACGCAAAUAAGCUCAAGGUGGUGUACGAUUCAAGAAUGCAGCAGAGACCGCUCUUGAAGUCACUAGCCGAAUGUCACGUGGCCGGCGACGCGUCAAAGGAAGCGGGGUGCGCUCAUCCGGGCAGCGUCACUGCCUUGAAGCUUGUGUCCUGGAACAUCGAUGGUCUAAACGACAAAGAAAUCCAAGCCCGCACACUCUCCAUUUGUAACGCCCUCAACGGACUGGAACCCGAUGUAGUGUUCCUCCAAGAAGUCGUCCCUUCUAUCGUGGGAGUAGUGAAAAAGCAUCUCUCCAGAUACAGAUACAUUCCGGGCGACGACAAGGGCUACUUUGCUGUGACACUCAUCAACAAGAACUCCGUGAAAUACAUCAGCCAUUCCGUUGUUCCUUUUACAUCAACGCAAAUGGACAGGCAUAUUGUUUGUGUUGAGGCGACAUUUAAUGGUUUUCCACUGGUGUUAAUGAACACUCAUUUGGAGAGCAUGGCAUACUCAUCCCAGGUAAGAAGCAUUCAGCUGAGGAAAUGCUUCCGGAGGUGCAUAAAGGAACCCUCGGACAGGACCGUCAUUUUUGGCGGGGAUCUCAACCUCCGAGACUCCGAGGUAAGGGUGCAGCUUUUGAAGGUUUCUGAACUAAGACUUUCGUUGCAUUUUUUUGUUUUUCCCCGUUAUCUAAGGGUUGCCACAAGGUGUUUGUACCAUACAUACCUUUUUUAUGGCAAAAUAUUCUCAUUUUGUUUGCUUAUGCACCUUUUAGCAUGUUCAUUCUUCGGAGGUUGAUCUGUGCUUUUCAUUUGGCCAAGUUAAACCGUGCCACAGUCACCUCACUUCCAUGAACUGUUACUUCAAUAGGAGAAUGGCUGGGGUAACAGAUGCUUGCCAACGAUCCUAAAAUACCGACCAGGGGUUGACGCAUACCCAGAUUAUUUGGUGGCUCUAGUUUGUUAUUACAAUCCCAACUAGACUGCAAAUAAUGUUUUCAUAUCCCCAUCAGGGGCUGCCGCGUUUAACACACUCUAAUAUUGUAGGUGAAUCUCCACGGUCCCAUAGAUUAUCUGUGGGUAUCUGUAAUUCUUGAAAAUGUGGCUAAACAUUACCCAAAAAUUUUUUUCGGAUGGCAGAUAGGAUGCAGAUUUGGUGAGUCAUGAACGCAGGUUGAAUGCAAUCUUCAAGGUUUGCACAUUGAAUGACAGUAUGUUGUUAGUUUGCAAGCUCCUGUUCUUUGGACCAAACUCUGCUUCAGGUUGCGAUGGAUAGGUCUCUUAUCUCAAUAAUCCGCUAAAGGCUGGUUCAGACACUUGGCGUUUGUUUACGACCGAGUUGCGAUCUCUUACAACGAGAGGACACGCUGGCGUCAACUGUGAGGUCGCCCUGGAACUGCUUUUCAAUAGAGCGAAGGCUUUGCAGCAUUUGUGAAAGCUAUCGGAAGUGAUUGUUUUUAACAUUUUCAAAAGUUUUCUCGUGCCAAUAAAGAAAAAGUGAUGCACAAAAUGAAUAGGAAAUAAACGGAAAUCCUAAGUGUUCGGGUAAUUUCACCCUAUCAAACACGAAAAUCAAGGUUUGCCUUAGCCGGUGAUGGUAUUUUUAUUCCUUUAAAGCUUUUUGCAGUGCAGAAAGACAUCAGCGUUUGAAGGCCUUAAAACCUCAUAUUAAUUUCUCUCAUUAUUAUUACUGACUUUUCCAGGGUCAAAGCAAUUACCGGUGGAAUCCCCUUUUAGUGCGUGGUUCACUCAUAAAAAGGUCGUCCGCUCUGCCUUUCAGGUUGCCUCUGUCGGCGGCGUUCCAGACGGCAUGUUUGACGUGUGGGAGGCCUGUGGGAGCAGCCCUGCAACUCGCCACACCUGGGACAUGAGCGUCAAUGACAACCUGGACUUUGGAGGCGAACAGGCGAAGCCAAAGUGCCGCUUUGACCGCGUGUACGUCAGGCCCUCCCAGCCUCCCGGCCUGGUCCCGGCAUCUUUUCUUCUGACCGGGAAAGAGAGGCUCCGGCCCGAAGGCUGUUUCCCCAGCGACCACUGGGGACUCGUGUGCUGCUUCAGCCACAGCUGAGGUUGUGAGCUUCAGCAGUGUCUGUUUCUUAACUGGUACUAAGUGAAUAGUCAGUGUAGCCAAGGACAGGAUCGAUCCUGAAAUGUCUACUCUCGUCUCAGUAACCGGAUUGGUUCUCCGUCUCGAAAACAGAGUCGUGUCCUUAGGGUCGGGAAGCCAGUAUUUACGGGAAUCCGAUUCGGUAAUAUGAGCGUCGCCUUUAAAAUGUUGGGGUGAAAAGGUCUGCGGUCAUGGGACUAUUUCGAACAAAGUGCCUUUGUAUGCUUUCAUGUGAGAAAAUAUGAGCCUGCCGAAAAUUUAUUAAAAAAGAAGCAAUGUAGGAGUUGCAGUGAAGCAAAUUAUGUCCGGAUAGCUUUCUUUAGCCAGAGCCUAGAUAAAGUUUUAAGGUGCUCGAGCAGUUUUUUAUUUUUUUUUAUUGAAGAUAUUGCUAUGUGGGAGACACACUCUUCUGUUCACUACUGGCAGUUUGUAAAUAUUCUUUGAUGUUCUCCUGAAACGAAGGUCGUAGUUACAAGGAGUCUUUAAUAUGUAAUACUUAGUAAUCCUGGUAUUGUAUAUUAUCGGUGGCUUAAGUUUGACCAUAUCUUCUGCCUUCACAAUUUUAUGUUUUGGUUGCCAGCUGCUGUGAAUUUGGAUAUAUUCCCUAAUUAAAUGGAGACACUAACUUACAACUUCGGGAUGUGGCACAAAGCUGUGAAGCGCAAAAUGAUGGGUAUAAAGCUGUUAAGAUACUUGGCACAAUGCCGUAUUUGUGGGUCUUUAUUGUGUUGCAAAUUUGCCAAGCUGCCAAUUUUUGCCCUGUUUUUAGGAAAUGAAAUACUGCUAUUGGAAGUAAGCUGGUCCUAGACCUUUUAUAUUUAAAG
Ixodes scapularis (black-legged tick) is the source of this 3219-nucleotide messenger RNA. Its product is annotated as tyrosyl-DNA phosphodiesterase 2. Bases 131 to 1087 code for a protein of 318 amino acids. The record is from RefSeq and is a predicted model, not a curated record. The transcript has 5 exons. Gene Ontology annotation, cellular component: PML body; cytoplasm. Gene Ontology annotation, molecular function: single-stranded DNA binding; 5'-tyrosyl-DNA phosphodiesterase activity. Gene Ontology annotation, biological process: double-strand break repair. Lineage: Eukaryota; Metazoa; Arthropoda; Arachnida; Ixodida; Ixodidae.